AUGGAGGAAUGUGAAAAUAUAACAUACCGUACCCAAUACCGAAGAAAUUCAUUAACCGAUGUAGACUCAGAUAAUUCGGCACUUUUUGAUACAACUAUUUCAAGUUUGCCUAACACUACGCUAAAUCCUGGUCAAACCAUACUUGAAUUGAACGAAAAUAUUACAAAAUUGUCUGACAAUUUACAAAUAGCACACCAUGAGAUUGAAAAUCUGAAUAGCGAGAAUUUUCGUCUGAAAUCAGAUUUACAGAAAUAUUUGAAGAUCGUAGAAACCUACAAAAGCUUAAAUCUUACAGAGAAUAAAAGAUUUACACCGCGAUCUGGACGAAAAUGCAAACAAACCCGAAAUACCGCUGUAACACCUGUAACAAAAAGCAUACAGGAAAUGGCGCCUUCAGCACGAAUUAUGUAUAAUGAAGCGACAGCAGCAGCCGAAAAUACACCUGAGGUCCAAAGGAUUCCAGAACCAGUAAACGAAGAUUGUUCGACACAGAAUCCGAAGACACAGCCAAACAUCUAA
Molecule: messenger RNA, 519 nt
Organism: Parnassius apollo (apollo)
Lineage: Eukaryota; Metazoa; Arthropoda; Insecta; Lepidoptera; Papilionidae
Source: the annotation of a GenBank genome assembly